AGAUAAGAUAAUAAAUUUGUACUCAGCCGAUAUUUUAUUAGGGCGCAAAUUUGUACUCAAUGAGGGAUAUCAAUUGAUUCAAUUCAUUAAAAUCAUUCAACUCGUUAACACCCUAAACGAGAGAACCAGAGAGAGAAGAGUGUGAGCGAGAGAAAGAAAGAGAGAUGACACGAGCUGAAAGAGAGCAGCUCAAUCGAUCACUCGGUUCGCAUCUGGAUACCAUCCAUGAGACUUUCCAGGUGUUGGACCAGGCACCUUCUUCUCAGGAGAAAGUCAGCUGGGGCGAGGUCAUACAAAUGGGAGAGCAGGUCUCCAAGCAAGCUACUAUAGUUGGAAUGCUUUGGGCAGAAGAAAAACCUGAAAUUAAAACACUGGAGGAGAACAUGUCAGCAUAUUUCAAUAUCUUACAGGGUUUCCUUUUGCUUUCUCAUGGAAGUAGAGUGGGUGCAGGGCCAACUCUUUCUUCCUGCAUCCAUGCAUCUGUGAAGCAUGUUGUUGAUUGCAGUUUUAUGCUAUUUAAGGAGUCUCUCUGUUCAUAUGGAUCUUGCAAUAAAGACCAAAAACUUCCAAUUCCACAGCUUGUUGGCACUGUCUGGGAUGCUUGUUCUGCUCUUAAAAAGACACCGUCUACAAAUGUUACAGCAAUUGGACGAGCAAUGACACAUGUUGCAGUAUCCAUCAAGGAUGUUCUUCGGGAGUUGAAGGAGCUCAAGCCAGGUUCCUCCGAUUUGACAGAUGAAGCCACUGAUGAUGCAUCUGCAAAAGCAGAAAGCAGCCCCAAGGAUAAAGACAAUUCAAGUGAUGGAGAUUUAGGCAACGACCUGUCACCUGAAGAGAUGAAAAUUGCUCAAUUGGCUAUUGAAGUAGUAUCUGAAACACUUGGGGUCCAGAAGGAACUUAUCCGCUCCAUCACAGGUUUGAUUAAGCAGGAAGAUCCAAAGGAGCAGAGUAAUUUUGUAAAUUCUUUAGAAAGAUUGUUGAAGCUGUCUCAGGAAAUUGGACUGCAGGUUGAUGAGCUGGGAGCCUGUCUUUACCCCCCACAAGAGGUAUCUGCUAUGAAGAACGCCUUGGAGAAAAUUACUGGCAUAAUUGCUGAAAUGCAGACAGAGGUGGCAAAUCUUAAAAGUUCUCCUGAAGCGUUUGCUCAGGCAUGUGAUGGUUUGAGGAGUUCAAUGAGACAACUGGAACUAGGUUGCUCCAGUGCCACCGAUCUAGUACCUGGGAUGCAGAACCUUGUUGUGAGCAGUUAGUAGAGAGAGAGAGAGAGAGAGAUAGAGAGUAUUUUUUAUGCCCAAGGGAUGUUGUACCCGGCACCCUCCAAUAUACCCAAAAAAAAAGAUGCAUUCAACUUUGCAGCUGAGUUUUGAGGGGGCCCAAGUUUGACAUGUUCAUGUUGUUAUUAUUACUGUUAUUAUUGAAUGGAAAUUUCUUAUUAGUGACA
Messenger RNA from Malania oleifera, 1441 nucleotides. RefSeq lists its product as uncharacterized. Gene Ontology annotation, biological process: regulation of cell cycle. The transcript is spliced from 4 exons. Gene Ontology annotation, cellular component: nucleus. Lineage: Eukaryota; Viridiplantae; Streptophyta; Magnoliopsida; Santalales; Ximeniaceae. The record is from RefSeq and is a predicted model, not a curated record. The coding region runs from base 165 to 1250 and encodes 361 amino acids.